Messenger RNA from Leguminivora glycinivorella, 3474 nucleotides. It is a transcript of the gene Sec8, whose product is annotated as exocyst complex component 4. Gene Ontology annotation, biological process: Golgi to plasma membrane transport; chemical synaptic transmission; exocytosis. The transcript is spliced from 17 exons. The record is from RefSeq and is a predicted model, not a curated record. Bases 1 to 2625 code for a protein of 874 amino acids. Gene Ontology annotation, cellular component: exocyst; synapse; growth cone membrane. NCBI's taxonomy places the organism in Eukaryota, Metazoa, Arthropoda, Insecta, Lepidoptera, Tortricidae.
AUGUACAACACUAGUGCAGACUGGAAAGAGAUGAGUGGACUUUUAAUGUCUGUUAUUCGCACUUUAUCGGCAAGUGAGACCAACGAGCAGCGAGAAAAAGAACGUGCUAAACUAGAGAAGGAAUAUAAGAAGAGUGAUGCUAGAUUGGACGAGCUGGUUGCUGAACAUGCACAGGAAAUUAUGGAAGUUAUGCAGAAAUUCAGCAGUGUCCAAGCAGCCCUAGCUAGCUGGGGUCAGCACACCGACGCAGCUACAGCGCGACUAACCGCAUGCCGCAGCUUGCUGCGCGUGCGACGCGACGAGCUGCGGCGGCUUUGGCAGGAUGCUAGGACGCACCAUCAUGCGCUGCAUAUGCUUACCAUCAUUGAACGUGUUGUAGUCUCCGAGCGUGACAUCCGUGACCAUCUCUCGCGAGGGCUGGUACUAGCUUGUGCACAUUCGCUUCGCUCAGCGCUCGAUACGGCCGCCACAACACUGUCGCACGUCAGCGCGCUCAACACUACGAGAGCGCAUCUUGAGGAAAAGAAGCACGAACUGGUGACGGUGAUUCUUCGUCGGUUGUCAUCGGCAUUGUACGGCGAAGCGGCGCCGCUCACGCGCCGGAUGUCGUCUCGACGCCGAACAGCGCUGCUUUUGGCAGAGCUAACGAAGAGCGAGGAAGUCACCGACGCGUACCUACAAGACAUUACGCCCGAGUUCGAGGCGUCGCUCACGGAGGAAGACAAAACGUUUGAGACCACCGUCAUGAUAUCGCUGGAAGCUUUGGGAGUCUUGAACCAGCUCAAAGAGGGUACUGAGAAAUUCAAAGUCCAAAUCCAAGACGAGUUACUAACCGUAAUAGAAUCCGUGUCUCGCCGGAUAAUCGAAGACGGGGACGUGGAGCCGGACCUAGCGGAUUUACCGGACUUUCCGGACGUUCCGGACGCGCCGGACGAGGCGGUAGAGAACUCGAAGCCGCUGCGGCUUGUCAACGCGCUCGUGGAGCAGUUUAGAGCGUGUGCCGUGAGGAAUAAGAGACUGCUCCAAUUGUGGCGAGCCGCGUUACAGAAGCACAAGAUCUCAGACUCGUGUCUUCACACCGAGAUACACUACUGGAGCGCCGUUCAACAAGUUCUUCAACUGCUCCUGACAGACUACCUCCAAAUAGAAAGUGUAACUCUCGCCGCCGCCCGUUCCACCAGCGCUUCGGACACACACAGCGAACUUCGCAUCGCAGAUUACUUCGCUAAGAAGCGGCCGCAAAGACGCGAGAAGCUUUUCAAACUCAACGUGGGAGUGGUACCGACAGUAAGCGCGGCGGCGCGCCGGUACCCGCUAGUAUGUCGACCGGAUCCGGGCCUACUUCAUGUGCUCCUGCCGACGCUACACGCGCUCACACACGACAUCGAGCCUGUUGUCGGCGGCGAAUGCUCCCUACGAGCGUUCAUCACGGACUACGUGCGGUCCGGGGAAAGCGAGCGGCUCGCGAGCGAAGCGAGGGCUUCCAUCGAGGUCGCUAUGAAGGCGGCCGCGUGGCGCGAACGCGCGCCGCCUGAACCACCGAGCGCUAACCACCGCCUCGUGUUCUCCUGCUGUACAGCGGGCUGGGCGGCCGUGGCGCACUGCGCGCACGCCGCGCGGCGCUGCGGCGCGUGCGGCGCCACGCACGCGUUACGCGCGCUACCCGCUGCGCUAGCCGCACUCGCCACGCACGCGCGCGCGGCUCACGCACGGUUACAACCCGCUGCGCCGUCAAGAGCGGCACGGUGGCUGGCCGAUGAUGAUAUAGUGAGAUUCCUGCAGACGCUGCCUAACUGGCAGGCUGUUGUGGAUCCUAAUUCUGCUAGUAAGAAUGAGCAGGACCUGAAACAGGCCUAUGAACGCGAAGCUGAAAUCCUGGGCUCCAGUCUUGGCGACGGCGCCGUGUCUCGUCGUGAAAUCGUCGGAGACAUCAACGCUUUAGGCGACUUAGCAUUACUCUGCGAGUCCAUGGACUGGCUGGCCACUAACAUCCGGUCGCUGCCGGGGCUGCUUACGGCGCCGUCCGGCGGCGUCCGGCUGACCGACAAACUGCGCGAAGACAUCUCUGCCGCGGCAGCCAUCUUUGAUGAGAUCUCUCAUAAAUGCUUGCUGUUCCUUCAUUUGGAGAUGCGAAUCCAAUGCUUCCACUACCUGGGUCAGCCGGCGGGCGGCGACGACGACGAGGCCGGCGGCGCGGGCCGGCUGGCGCACGCGCUGCUCGCCUUCCACGAGCACGCGCACAACGUCAUGGCCCCCGGCCGCCGCGCGUACAUCUUCAACGGCAUCGGCGAGAUGAUGUCCGCGGGCGUCGUGUGGCGCUGGCAGUGCAUGGACGCGGAACUCGCGGGAGGAACCCUCGCUACGCUCAGGCACUGCUUGGCGGCUCUCUCCCUACCUCACGCCGGGUUGCAGCGCGCUCAUGAAUACUCUCGUCUGCUACUGGCUAUGCCAGAGCCUGAGGAAAUAAUAGCAUCGAUCCGAGAGAAAGGCGCGCAAUUCACGGAGCUGGAAUACCUGAACGCGUUCAAGGUGAUCGCGGCGCGGCGCGGGCUGUCGCAGGCCGACAUGAAGCCGCGGCUCAAGGCGCUGGCCAGCGCGCUCGGACACGUCGGCGUCACUGUCUGAGGCUUAUACUACCCUGGUACUUGGAGAAACCCUUUUCAUUUACAUUUUUCUAACAGAACAAUAAAAUCCAUGAGGUUUUGUAGGUUUUUCGGAACUGAUUUGUCUAAAAACGAUAUCAUACAUAUGGGAUCCACUUUGACUACUAAUUCCAAGAUUUGGCGUAGGCACUAGCACUAAAGCGACUGCCAUCUGACCUUCCAACCCGAAGGGCAACUAGGCCUUAUUAGAAUUAGCCCGGUUUCCUCAUGAUGUUUUCCUUCAUCGAAAAGCGACUGGCAAAUAUCAAACGAAAGUCGCACGCUCUUACCAAACGAUAGUCAUUUCGAAAUCGAAAAUGCAGAUAUAAGUAAAAUUAAAAAAGUCGUCAUGGGAGUCGUUUCUAGGUUUUCAUCGAAAAUAUAUUUUUGCCAGGUCUAUGCAUGAUUUUUCCAUUCAAUUCAGUUGUGCCCGUAAACGUUUGUACGUAGCGUCGUGCUAGGUAGGUAUAGGAACAGUAGAAACAUAUAAGUAUAGUUAUAAUGUAUAUUUAAAAUAAACCUUUAUUGCCUUAUAUAAAAAUAAAUUAUUUUGUGAAAUGGUCUUCUAGAUUUAUUUUUGAUUUAAGCAUUUGGAUUACACAUAUUAAAAUUGAAAUUAUUGACAUUUUGUUUACUCGUUAAUUCCGACUUCCUACUCUUGUUAAAAUCAUGUCGUAUUCAUAAGGGUAGUAUGAUUAUAUUAAAUUAUGAAAGACUAAUAUUUAAAUGUAUUUCAUUACAUACGCUGAAAUUCAUAUAAUUAAUUAAGAGUAUUUAAAUAUGUUAUGUAACUUAAGUUGCAAUGUAUUUUAUUUUGAAUAAACUACAUAUU